CGCUCGCUGGGCCUCCGGCAUGGACGUGCAGUCCUUGCCGACCUUGGGCCCCGGGGAUUCCCAGUGCUGGGUGCCGGCCCCCAGGGGCGGCCUCUUGGCCCCCGGUUACGGAGCCGGCGCCGGCGGAUCCUACAAACCGCUGCCGGCCAAAGCCGGGCUGGCCCGAGAGGUCAUCAAGUGGCUGCAGAGUCUGGACCUGAGCUUCUCGUUCAAGCACGUCAAGCAAGACUUCUGCAAUGGUUAUCUUGUAGCUGAAAUCUUCUCUUGGUACUAUCCCCAUGACAUUGACAUUAGUGCCUUUAAUAAUGGGGUCUCAUUCCCUUCCAAGCUGAAGAAUUGGUCAAGACUGGAAAAUUUUAUAUUCAGGAGAAAGUUGAAUAUUCCCAAGGAAUUCAUUCAUGCUACAAUGCAUUCAAAACCUGGGGGAGCAGAGUGUCUGAUACAACAUAUAUAUACCUUGCUGACAAAUAGACAAGCAAAGCUCAUCCUCGAUGAUGAAAUAAGCUUUACAAGCUAUGCUUACCAGCAAAAAUUGCCAAUGGUCGCAAGAGCUACUGCUGCCAAUGCUAUUCAAAGCAAUCUGAAAUUGACUGAGGUUUUGGAACGACCUGACGAGUUCACAAAUAAACAGAAAGCACUGGAUAUUAUCGACCUGCAUUUGCAACAGAGGCAGCUGGCAAGACAGCAAAAUCCAAAACAUUUUAAUAUGAAGCCUACAUUGGGAGAGCAAGCAACAAGACUUCCACUCCCUCAGUAUCAAUAUGACUGCAUAAACUUUGUCAACAAAAGAAAUGCGACAGCUGACUCAAAGUUCACAGCUUCAGAAAUCCGAAGUAAAGCCAAUGUUCUAUUCAAGGAAAUCAAUGUGAAACAGGUGGUUAGAAAUUCACAGGCACUGUCUCCAAGCAAUCAACACUGCGGCUAGUAGAGACUUAAUAUCAUUUAAUGGUGAUGCUGCUCCGUUGAACAAUAAAACUGAAUUUGUAAGAUAACAUAUUUUACACAUAUUAUAUGCCAUUAUUGUACUUCAGUUAAUUACAAUAUGUGAACAAUUUAUUUAAACCUGACACUGGCUUCUUGUACCACCAUGUAACAAACUUUGAGAAAUUCAUGGAGAACAAUAAUUGAAUGAGCUUGUCCCGGCCGCCAGAUGCCAAGUAUAUACUAUGCUCUACAACUCCACCAGAACUCUUUGUCCUUUUGAAUUCCCUUCUUACAAACCUCUACUUCUCUUUGCUUCUAAAUGCAUCCUCAAAACCCAUCCUUUUAAUCAAGCCAACUUAUUUUUAAUUCACCAAAAUGCAUUGCACUAAUUUGUUUCUUUAUCUGGAUAACUUGGGGAUAUUUUUUAUGCCUAAAGU
Molecule: messenger RNA, 1361 nt
Organism: Pristis pectinata (smalltooth sawfish)
Lineage: Eukaryota; Metazoa; Chordata; Chondrichthyes; Rhinopristiformes; Pristidae
Gene: spata4
Product: spermatogenesis associated 4
Exons: 6
Coding region: 20-925 (301 amino acids)
Biological process (GO): regulation of cytoskeleton organization
Cellular component (GO): axoneme
Molecular function (GO): microtubule binding
Source: RefSeq, a predicted model, not a curated record